AUGCCCUCCACCGUCCACGGCAUCGCCUCGAGCGAGCUCCACGACAAGAUCAAGCUCCUCAUCCACGCGCUCGUCAACAUCCAAGACACGACUGGCGAGUUCCUCCUCACGCUACCCGACGGCCGCGUAAUCGACACAAAAGGCUGGAACGACUGGGAAUGGACGCACGGCAUAGGGCUCUACGGAAUAUGGCAGUACUUUCAAGCCACCGGUGAUACCCAGUACCUACGCAUCAUCGAGGACUGGUUCCGGGCGCGGUUCGACGCUGGCGGCACCUCCAAGAACAUCAACACCAUGGCUGUCUUCCUCACCCUCGCGUACGUCUACGAACACACUCGCGAACCAACAUACCUCCCCUGGCUCGAUUCCUGGGCCGAAUGGGCCUACCACGACCUCGAACGUACAAAGUACGGCGGCAUGCAGCACAUCACGUACUUGGAGGAGAAUGACCAGCAGCUCUGGGACGACACUCUCAUGAUGACCGUCCUGCCGCUCGCCAAGAUUGGCCUCGUGCUCGGCCGUCCACACUACGUUGCCGAAGCGAAGCGGCAGUUCCUCCUGCACGUGCAAUACCUCUUCGACUCGCGGACGGGACUCUUCUUCCACGGCUGGACCUUCAACGACGGCGGCCACAACUUUGCCAACGCGCGCUGGGCACGCGGCAACAGCUGGCUGACCAUCGCCAUCCCCGAGUUCAUCGAGCUGCUCGACCUCGCGCCCGAGGACCCGCUCCGCGCGCACCUCGAGCAUACCCUCGCCGCGCAGUGCGAGGCGCUCCAAAAGCUGCAGGCCCAGAGCGGGCUCUGGCGCACGCUGCUCGACGUGUCUGAGGAGGAGGGAUCAUACGUCGAGGCCAGUGCUACCGCGGGCUUCGCCUUUGGCAUGCUCAAGGCGCAGCGGCGGCGGUACGUGGACAAGGGCUACGAGGAGACGGCGGUUCGCGCCGUGCGCGCCGUGCUGGACAACGUGAGCGACGAGGGUGAGCUGUUGAAUACGUCGUUUGGCACGGCCAUGGGACGGGACUUGGCGUUUUACAAGAAGAUCCCCAUCACGUCUAUGCCGUACGGACAGGCCAUGGCUAUCAUGGCGCUGGUCGAGAUGCUGAGAGCGUACAUAUAG
Molecule: messenger RNA, 1119 nt
Organism: Purpureocillium lilacinum
Lineage: Eukaryota; Fungi; Ascomycota; Sordariomycetes; Hypocreales; Ophiocordycipitaceae
Biological process (GO): carbohydrate metabolic process
Source: RefSeq, a predicted model, not a curated record